GUAAAUUUGUAACUUCAGGCAGAUUACAAACAAAUAGUUACACGAUUACAUACCCGUCAUAGAUGCUGUUCGCUCAUUAACAUCAUCCAAAUCCCACAAAAUUCGUCCAGCUUGGUAGUCUUCGAAACAUCGCUGGAAAAUUUUAAAAAUCACUUCCCGCGUGUCACUCCGAUUUACUUUACUCAUUUUUAUACCUUUCUGCAAAGUUUCGUCUUAAUUUAUUACAGUUUAAUCCAAACAAUAAAAAAUACAAAAAGAAAACUGUUCUACAACUGAAACUCGAUGACAGCUGAUGUAGAUAAGUUUGGUGUUGCCAGACACAUGAAUAAUGUGCCAAUAUUGACAAGCAGAUGCAAAAUGUCGAAACGUACUGCUGAAGAUAGCGGUAAUGGCAGCGGCAGUAGUCAGCCACCUAUCAAAAAAGUCCACUUCGAGCCACAUCUUAUUGGGCCAGUGUCUACUCUGGAGGAAAUGGACAUAAAGGUUUUGCAGUUUCAGAACAAGAAGCUAGCACAGAGAAUAGAACAGAGACACCGUUGCGAAGCUGAACUCAGGGCAAGGAUAGAACAACUGGAGAAAAGGCAAACACAAGAUGAUGCUGUCUUGUGUGUUGUAAAUCGCUAUUGGAAUUUACUAAAUGAGGAUAUUAGGGUCCUACUACAACGUUUUGAUGCUGAGACCGCUGAUGAGUCUGAGAACAAAAAUGAAAAUGAAGCUACAACAUCAUUUUUGAUGCAACUUUCUACUUGGGAUAAAGAGGAACUCGAUGCUCAGUUAGCAAACCGUGUGCAAGUCAGCAAGCGAGCUGUAGCUAAAGUACUGCAAGCAUUUGAUAGGUUACAACAGAGAAAUGAUAAGAUAUGGAGAGCCAUUAAAGGAGAAGGAGAAGAAGGUGGACCCGCGCCAAUAUUGGACGAAGUAGUCCGCGCUACUAACGAGGAGGUCACUGCUGAGAACAGGCGCCUCCAGGCACUUUGUACAACGUUGCACGAAAGCCACCACGCCAUGACACUGCGGGUGGCGCAGCUUCAAGACGCUGUUAAUAGUCGGGACACAGAGAACGCUGAGCUCAAGAAUCAGAUCGACGACCUACAAUACGAGCUGAUGAAGGUGCGGUCCCGCAAUGAUAAACUCGAGAACCACCUAGCGGAGGCUAUAGAGAAGCUGAAGAGUUACCACCAGUCUGGCGCCAGCGCAGGCCCGGCCCCGGCCGCUCCCCUUUCAGCCGCUAGUGCGAAGCUAGAAGAUAUCGCGGCUGAGUUGGAAGAACAACGCGAACUGGCAAACAACCGCCUGGCCGAGCUCGACCGCCUGCACCGCCAGCACCGCGACACGCUCAAGGAGGUCGAGAAGCUCAAGAUGGACAUCCGGCAGCUACCCGAGUCGGUGAUAGUGGAGACGACGGAGUACAAGUGCCUUCAGAGCCAGUUCUCGGUGCUGUAUAACGAGUCCAUGCAGAUGAAGACGGCGCUCGACGAGACGCGGCUGCAGCUGCAGAACGCCAAGAAUCUGCACAUGCGCCAGAUCGAAAUGAUGGAGAGCGAAGAGUUGAGCAGACAAAAGGCUCUCAGAGCUGAAAUGAUCCAACUGGAAGACGUUUUAGGUCAGCUUAGGAAAGAGUAUGAAAUGCUUCGCAUAGAGUUUGAACAGAACUUAGCCGCCAAUGAGCAGACGGGGCCCAUAAACAGAGAGAUGAGACAUUUGAUAACUUCACUACAGAACCAUAACCAUCAGUUGAAGGGAGAGGUGCACAGGUACAAGAGGAAAUAUAAAGAUACUAGUCAGGAACUUAACAAGGUCCGCAAAGAGAUGGAAGAAGCCGCGGGUCGAGGCACUGGCACGGAGCCCAUAGAGGAGAAACCGCUUGCUGUCAAGAAGGAGGAACCUGACCCAGAGGGCGAGGAAGGAAGUUGCGCUGACAGUAAGCCCGCGGCCAAGGAGAUGGCUCGAGCAAAGCUGCAGGAACAAGACCAACUCAUCAAGGACCUCAAGCUGCAGCUCAAGAAAGCGGUAAACGAGCAGAAGGAAUUGAAGCUCCUAUUGGACAUGUACAAAGGAGUGAGCAAAGAACAAAGGGACAAAGUGCAGCUCAUGGCUGCUGAGCGCAAAGCUCGUCAGGAGCUAGAGGACCAUCGGCAGAAGGCCAAAAUGGCUCAGGAGAGUAAACGGGAGCGGCGUUUAGCAGAUGAAGACGCAUUACGGAAGAUUAAGCAGUUGGAAGAACAGAAGUACGAACUGCAGAAGCAGUUGUCUUGCGCCCGCCCCAACGCCGAUCCGCUGCACGCGUUCUCAAGACCAUUCGCUGGGUCUCAGGAGGAAGAAGCCCUCCUCAACGAGAUGGAGGUGACCGGGCAAGCUUUCGAAGACAUGCAGGAGCAGAACUCUCGUCUGAUUCAGCAGCUGCGAGAGAAGGACGACGCCAACUUCAAGCUCAUGUCCGAGCGGAUCAAGGCCAACUCGCUGCAGAAGCUGCUGCGAGAGGAGAAGCAGCUGCUGCAGGAUCAGGUAUUAACGCGCGACCAGCAGAUCGAGUCGAUGGGCGCAGUAGCACGACGGCUUGAAGAGAAGGAAAGGCUUCUGCAGAACACUCUGUCGGCCGUCGAGAAGGAACUGUUGCUGCGCCAGCAGGCCAUGGAGAUGCACAAGCGGAAGGCCAUCGAGUCUGCGCAGUCAGCCGCCGACCUCAAGCUGCAUCUUGAGAAGUACCAUGCUCAGAUGAAAGAAGCACAGCAGGUGGUAGCAGAGAAAACUAGUGCGUUGGAAGCUGAGGCAUACAAAACGAAGAGAUUACAUGAGGAGUUAGCCAUAUUGCGUCGGAAAGCUGAACGCAUGAAAAAGAUGGAGCAGGCCGGCAGCAGUAUGGACGAGGUGUUGCUGGAAGAGAUCCGCGAGUAUAAGGAGACCCUCACGUGCCCCUCGUGCAAGGUGAAGCGCAAAGACGCCGUACUAACGAAGUGCUUCCACGUAUUCUGCUGGGACUGCUUACGCACUCGUUACGAGACGCGACAGAGGAAAUGUCCCAAAUGUAACGCGGCAUUCGGCGCCAACGACUACCACCGCCUCUAUCUGUCCACGUAG
This is a messenger RNA of Chilo suppressalis (striped riceborer), 3078 nucleotides long. NCBI's taxonomy places the organism in Eukaryota, Metazoa, Arthropoda, Insecta, Lepidoptera, Crambidae. The record is from the annotation of a GenBank genome assembly.